AUGGCCCAGACGUCUACGAUAGUGACGGCAUCGGUCGCCGCCGCCGUUACCGGCUUGGUCGCUUACGCCGCCUUCUUCGACUACCAGCGCCGCAACAAGGCCGAGUUCCGGAGAGAGCUUCGCCGGAACGAACGCAAACAACACAAGGCCGAGAAGGAGGAGGCCGAGCAGGAGACCGUCCGUCAGCGGCAAGCGAUCAAGCGGGCUGUCGAUGCAGCCAAGGAAGAGGGCUUCCCUACGGACGUUGAGCAGAAGGAAGCCUACUUCCUCCAGCAGGUCUCCGAGGGAGAGGUUCUUGCCCAAGAUCCCACGCGGGUCGUUGACGCUGCGCUUGCGUUCUACAGGGGCCUGAAGGUCUACCCUACGCCCGGUGACCUGAUCAGCAUCUACGACAAGACUGUAGCCAAGCCCAUUCUUGACGUCCUCGCCGAGAUGAUUGCCUAUGACGACUCCCUGAACAUUGGCCAGUUUCAGGGUAGCGUUAACGUUGACCUCGGCAACAUGCCCACCGUCGGCCUGGACUAA
This is a messenger RNA of Colletotrichum higginsianum IMI 349063, 525 nucleotides long. Its product is annotated as MAS20 protein import receptor. Gene Ontology annotation, biological process: protein targeting; protein import into mitochondrial matrix; tRNA import into mitochondrion. Lineage: Eukaryota; Fungi; Ascomycota; Sordariomycetes; Glomerellales; Glomerellaceae. The record is from RefSeq and is a predicted model, not a curated record. Bases 1 to 525 code for a protein of 174 amino acids. Gene Ontology annotation, cellular component: mitochondrial outer membrane translocase complex; mitochondrial outer membrane. The transcript has 4 exons. Gene Ontology annotation, molecular function: transmembrane protein transporter activity.